AUGCUGGCGUCUUUGUCGAGAUUACGAACGAGGAUUAAAGAAUGGGGCAAGCACAAAAGGUUCAAAGAGGUUAAAGUGCAUCCGCGGUCUGACAACGGACAAACUUACAAAGAAGGGCGCAAGGCGGGCGUUGCGCCCAGCCUGCGCCCGCCCAUGGCACCAGCAUUCCGCCUCAGAUCCGUGGUGCGUUGGCUGGUAACGGCGCUGGCGUGGACCGUCCUAUGCAAAGCCAGCCCCCAGGCUCUUACUUCUACUCUCGUGCCAUCCUGCCCUACGCAGUGCAUCUGCCUUUCACAAUCGCAGGUCGUAUGCAAUAGCGCUACGCUCCGCGGUGUACCUUCGGCGUUGAGCUCCAGCGUGAUGCAGUUAUCCCUGUCACGAGCGGAUUUGCGCGUCCUCCGGUCAGAUGCUUUCGCCCAUUUGCGACAGCUGCGACGUCUCUCACUUGACGCUUGCAACCUUACACGCAUUCGCCCCUUUGCCUUCAGGGGUUUACCCCGUCUCAACGAGUUAUAUAUACAACAUACGCCGCUUGCGACAGUCGACGCAUUCGCAUUCGCUGCCCUCCAAAACAUAUCCUCGAUAGUUCUAACGCAUAACAGAAUUGCGCAGAUCGAGGGUUACGCGUUUGCGGGAACAAAUUUUAUAAAUCUUAUUUCUCUACGCAACAACCCAAUCAAGCGAAUCCUAGCACAUGCAUUCUCCGGCCUCAACGACGUCUCACAAAUAGAGCUACCGUCCGGAAUAAGGUCAAUCGAACCGCAAGCGUUCGCGGGAUUAGAAGGUGUCGGGGUGUUAGAACUGGCAUAUAUGGACUUACCGGCACUUUUACAGGACACUUUUCAUGGCUUGACUCGAGUAGGUCGUCUCGCACUUAGAGAAUCGGACUUGGGAGUAAUAAAAGUCGGCGCCUUUGAUGGUUUACGACGAGUCGAGACUCUGGAGAUGUGCAACAAUAAGAUUGAUGGCGUCGAAGAGCUUUCGCUAAUACAUAAUAACAGCGUCCAUACUUUUAAAUUAACUGGUAAUCAUAUGCUAGAGACUCCGGAGGCGGUAGUGCUGGAAGUGGAGAAUGUUGUUAUUCGCGGCAACCACUUGCCCUGCGAGUGUGGACGCGAUCCUUUGGCGAAUCCGCUGGCGCUGACUGAGGAUUUCGCGGAAGAGAAUUUGUGUAUAUCUCCGCUUAAGAUUCGUGGGCGUAGCUUAGCAAGUGCGGCGGGUGCGGCGUGUCGCGGGGAGGGAGGGGGCAGCGCGCGCGCACGUGCCUCGGCGGGCGCGUGCCCCGGACACGCGUUCACGCCGCGCCUGGCACUAUCGUUUGCUGCGUUCGCUUUCCUCGCCAACAGCUAA
Pararge aegeria (speckled wood butterfly) is the source of this 1350-nucleotide messenger RNA. RefSeq names its product chondroadherin-like. Bases 1 to 1350 code for a protein of 449 amino acids. The transcript is spliced from 4 exons. Gene Ontology annotation, molecular function: protein binding. The record is from RefSeq and is a predicted model, not a curated record. NCBI's taxonomy places the organism in Eukaryota, Metazoa, Arthropoda, Insecta, Lepidoptera, Nymphalidae.